GAAAAGCUUUCCCAUCUACCACGCGGCCGGCUCAUCACCAACCCCGGGAUGUGGGGUUUGACUUUGGCCUAACCACACAUGUCUGCAUUGAGCUCUCUGGCGUCCUCCUGCAUUAACAAUGUCAAACGCAGACCCACACACACCAUGGAUUUGAUACUCACCCCUCUUCGUAUAUAUACUCUAUUCUAUGGUUGGCCUCAAAUGAAAGCUCUGACCCAGGGACCCCUCCCUACUCGUCCUCACGUCACUCUCCGGCUCUCCCCUCGCACGUCUCCAGCUCUCCUCCCGCCUGGCCGCCUCUCCAUUUGUUUUUCCAUCACAUCGCCGUCGUCACGCGCACACCGCCCCACUUCCCACCGCACCGCGCCCCACCUCCCCUCUCCCGAAGCUUCCAUGGCGCCCGCGCCGCCGGCUACCACGUGGCCCCACCGCCACGGCACAUUCCUCCGGCCACUGGCCCUCGUGCUCGCCAUGCUCCGGCCGGUCACGUCGCAGCUCCUCCAGCCGCCUCCCGGCGCCACCUUAUCCGCCGCGUUCUCGCCGCCGUCGCCGCCCGCCGACGCUGGAGGCGGCGGCGGCGGAGGGGGAAGGUUCAGCCUCACCACGUCGCUCCUCUUCGUCAGCCUCAUCGCCGCGCUCUUCCUACUCGCCUUCUUCUCGGCCUACCUCCGCCGCUGCUCCGACGCCGCCACGGCCACGGACGCCGCGCGGCGACGCGCCCUGAGCGCCAACGCGGCCGUCGCGGCAGCGGCGGCGGCAGCUUUCGCGUCGGCGGCCAGCGUCGGCGGCGGCAGGAGGCGCGCCGCCGUGGGGCUCGACGCCGCGGCGAUGGAGGCGCUCCCCGUGCUCACGUACGCGACGGCGCGGGCGGUCAAGGCCGGCCGCGGGGCGCUCGAGUGCGCGGUCUGCCUCUCCGAGUUCGACGACGCCGGCGAGAAGCUCCGCCUCCUCCCCGGGUGCUGCCACGUGUUCCACGCCGCCUGCAUCGACGUGUGGCUCGCCGCGCACGUCACCUGCCCCGUCUGCCGCGCCGACCUCUCCGACCCGGCCGUCGCGGACGCCGGCCACGUCCUGGCCGCUGACCUCGCAGCCCAGGCAGAAGCGCCCACCGACACGAUUAUCAACAUCGACAUCGAGCCGUCCGAGUCAACGCCAGAACGGGGCCCCACAUCGUCCGACGAGCAGCCAGCGGAGACGGCGGAGGAGCGGGUGGACCGGUACACGCUGCGGCUGCCGGAGAGGCUCAGACGGGAGAUCGACGAGGCGAGGCGGCUCCGCCGGGCAAUGAGCGCGGUGACCGCUUCGACCGCGUUGCCGAGCGCCUCAAGCGGGCGGUUGACGCCGGCGGCGGCACUACGGACAAUGUCGACCGCGCGCCAGAGCCGGCGGUGGUCGGGGCUGUUCCGGGCUCUGUCGGGGUCGCGGCGGCGGAGCGAGCCGGAGGGCCACCGGAGGGUGGUGCCAUUGCAUACCGGCGACGGGGAGGUGGAGGUGGUGGUGGUGCAGGACGGUAACGUGGAGAAGUACUACGCGCACAGCCUCACGUUCGCUGGGUUCGUCAUCGACGGCGACGUCGCGGCCGGCGACUGGAACCCGGAGGUCUUCCAGGUCUCGACGGCCGGCGCGGCGACGUCGCAGCGGUGAAGCCAGCAUUGUUGUUCAUUCCAGCGAUCCUAUAGGUAGAGGUAGAGCGAUUGCGCGUGGUUUGAUGAAUUUGACAGCAAUCAGCAACUGUACAUUUAGAGUUAUUAGUUGUCAUCUGGUUGAUGGGAAGUGCUCUCUGUACUGUACAUACAGUAUACAAUUAAGUUUUUGAGCCUCAUGGAAAUACUUCUGUCAUGGCAAUGCAAAUAUGGUUACGGA
Setaria italica (foxtail millet) is the source of this 1863-nucleotide messenger RNA. Its product is annotated as E3 ubiquitin-protein ligase Os03g0188200. The transcript has a single exon. The record is from RefSeq and is a predicted model, not a curated record. Lineage: Eukaryota; Viridiplantae; Streptophyta; Magnoliopsida; Poales; Poaceae. The coding region runs from base 79 to 1644 and encodes 521 amino acids.